This is a messenger RNA of Priapulus caudatus, 1151 nucleotides long. Its product is annotated as solute carrier family 25 member 43-like. Bases 129 to 1139 code for a protein of 336 amino acids. The record is from RefSeq and is a predicted model, not a curated record. NCBI's taxonomy places the organism in Eukaryota, Metazoa, Priapulida, Priapulimorpha, Priapulimorphida, Priapulidae. Gene Ontology annotation, biological process: transmembrane transport. The transcript has 4 exons.
AUGCAUGACGUUUUCCCCUUAGUUCGACCUCUUUCACCAAUUGUGAGGAAAGUGUGGAACGUUCUUCGCGUGUCUCCAGAUUGAAGCCAGCUUUUCUGCGCUAUUUCCCUACGUAACCAAGAUUAAACAUGGGAAAGGCCAAGAAGGAUGACCGCAUGACAUUUGGUCAAAAUUUCAUUUCUGGCGGUAUUGCUGGAGUCACAAGUAGAACGAUCACUUCCCCACUCGACGUUGUCAAGAUUCUGUCCCAAGUUGGCACCAAGGACACCAGAGCCGGCUUCCUGAAAACCUUUUCAAAUGUCUACACAAAUGAAGGAGUCAGGGCUUUCUGGAAGGGUAAUGGUAUCGCUUGCAUUCGUCUUUUCCCCUACUCCGCUAUCCAGUUUGCAGCUUUCAACCAGUUCAAGCUAUGGAUGGUGGAUGAGCAUGGCCGCCUCGGCGCUCUAUCUGCCAUGGCCGCCGGUUCAGGAGGUGGAAUCGUUGCUACCGUUACCACGUACCCAACUGACAUGGUGAAAACCAGGUUGACAGCUCAGCAUUCCGACCCCACAAAGAAGAAGUACAAGGGUAUCAUUGACGCCUUCAGACUGAUCGCAAAGGAGGAGGGAAUCUUGGCUUUCUACAAGGGAAUGUCCACCUCUAUCAUUGGUGUGAUACCCUUCGCUGGAGGUACGUUCAUGGCGUACGAAGUCUUGGACAAGGCCUGGGGCAAGCCCAAGACUGAGAUGUCUCCCGUUGAGAACUUCAUUAACGGCUGUUUGGCAGCUUCUUUCGCACAGACGUUCUCCUUCCCAUUCGACACCAUCAGAAAGAAGUUGCAGGCUCAGAGCAAGGCGAUCGCGGGAGGUGGAGGCGUUGAUAUCGAGUUCAACGGUAUGGUUGAUGCCUUCGUCCAGACUGUGAAGAAGAACGGAAUUUUUGGACUGUGGCGUGGAACCACCGCAACCUGGCUAAGGUUGCACCAUAUGCCGGGUUCAUGUUCAUGGGCUUCGAAGCCAGCAAGAGAGUGCCUGUACAGGCAACGGAUACACAACAAGCCCGAUCUGGGACAACCCCAAGCCCGGUGUGGACCAGAGUUUCACACCCACCGAGCUGGCCGCAUGGUACAAAAAGGAGAAGGAGCUCGGCCACGACCAUGACCAUUAGAGAGU